UGUGUGUGUGUGUAAAAUAACAGGCCUGUUUUUACGACUCUCUCUCCCUGUGAAACCCUGGCACUUCUGUGCUGUAACCCUGAUGUACUGAACGUGGUUUGGGCUUGCACUGUCAUUCCCAAAUCAUUCAACUUCCCUGCACUGUGCUAUAGCACUGCUAAAAUCCAAGGCUCAAGAAUGAUUAAGGAACAGAGUCGGGUCCUUUCUGUGCUGCAAGACCAGGCUGCCACUGCUGUAAAUGGGUCCCAGCAUAGCAAUUCCUCUAAGAUAUGUGGGGACAGGCUAUUUAUCCAAAUCUGAACUCUGUGAUCAGUGAGUCGUGUAAUUAUCCUUUAUGUACAUAUGACUCACUAAGUUCAAAAAGCACGUUAAAGCUACUUAACCAAAUGCCAGUUCAGGAAAUGGUUUAUAGCUGUACUUCUAAAGGGGAAAAAAAAAACCCUUCUGAUUUCAUAGGACAAAGAAUUCUUUGCCAUUUCUGGUAAUUGUUUGGUUUUUUGAUCACUGCAUUGCACUAUUAAACAGCUGCCGUGUACCAUCCCAGAGGUGGCUGCAUUUCAGUGCUAGCUGAAGGGUCUCCUGUAUUAUAUAACAGAUCACAUGGUGGUGAAAUUGAGUUAAGCUUGCAGUGUGGCUUUGAUCAUAGGUGGCACACAAAGAGGGACACCAGCUAAAGGGGGGCACGUGACACCCCCCCACAUGACUCCUCCAUGUGACUCCUCUCUGCCCUGUCCCCAGCCUGGGGGCCCUGAGCUCUCCCUGUCCCCUCCCCAUUCCACGUUACCUGGGGGGAGGGGGGACUCUGUCCUCCCACUGCACUGGGUACCGAUUUCAGUGGCUACCGAUUUCUGAACCGCCGGGCUCUCCUGGGAACCAGAGCAGCGAAAGGAGCAGAACAUGGAGUUGCUGGGUAGCCCCACGCCGGCAGCUCCUCUGGUGCAGCUGUACUGCCCCCAGCCCAGCCCUGUCCUCCCAUGAGGCUGUACAGACCCAGACAGGAGACACAGCUGCGUGGAAGGGCUGGGGGCGGGGCAAUCCCAUGUUCUGUGGCAGUUCCCUGCUGAAUGUGCCACCCCAGGCAUCUGGGGAGCAGCAUCUGAUCAUUCUUGUCUCUCCCAGGUGUUGCCUUUGGCUUUGAUUACAACCUUGGUCGCUCAGACCUGUCUUGCUUUCCCAUGCUUGGGCUCUGUUUGAAGGUGGUGUUAAUAUGAUGGCACUAGAAAUACGUAGAUUCCUUCUCACCCUCGCAUACGGUUCAGCCUUUUGAGACAAUCACUUCCUCCUCCCUGAAUCUCCAAACAAAUGUGUGAAAAGGGUGAAAUCCUGGUCCCCCGGGAGUCAGUUUUGCACUGUCUCCAGUGCGGCCAGAAUUUCACCCCAAGUCUGGAAAACCUCAGCCCGCGAAAGCUUCAGACUGUAUCGUAAGCAACUGGAAAAGGGAGCGAGAAUGGAAACUCCGAGGAAUAGCGGUCACUGCUGCUGUGUGCAAUAAACACUAGGGCUGAGAUUCUCCCAAAUCCCACUGACUUUUGAAGAUCUGGGUCCCAGUACCCACUAAGAUACUUCAACAUUGCUCUGCUCAGCAUUGCGGUGCCUAGGCAGCCGGAGGCCCAGUGGAAUUCUCAGCCCCAAGCUAGGAGCCUCGGCUCCCCGGUCAAUGCACGGGGAGCAUUAGGCGCCUAAUGCAACUCAUCUAAGCUAGACAGGAGUGAAAUGCCAAGGAGGGGGCUUAGAUAUCUUAAGAGCUGACCUGGUGCCCUUGGAAGGUCAGAGAUAGGUGCCUCCAUCUCCUGGAGCUAGGCUCCAAAGCCAAGUCAGCCACUCAGAUAGUCCAUGCCCUAGAAGCCAACACUGUGUGUGUGUUUCUCUCAUGCUUUCCCUGUGCCCCCAGUUGUCUCGUUGUGGGGAGCGGUGCUCUCCCCCCUCCACACACACAUACCUAUUGACGGCUUGUAUCCAGCCCUCCUGCAAUGGGGUCUGACAGGGAUCGGGUCUUUGGGUAGAGCACGCCGAUGGGUCCCAUCGGCAGGAUAGGCAUUCUUGUGUUUUGGGCCCUGCGUGGCUUAGGCUUGAGUGAGGGCUCUGAGCAGCUUGCUAGCUGUGGGUCAGCAUCAGGGCUUAGGCAGCAUUUCAAAUGCUGAUUGGUUGAAACACAAGCACCACAGGGAUCUUGGUACCUACGGGGCUGGGUGGCAGCUGAGGGCUGUUUUGAACAUGUCAGUGGUGCCCAAAGAGGCAGAUGAGGCCCCUAAAUACCUUUGAGGAGCUGGGCCUGGGUCUCCAUAUCCCUAAGCAGCUCUGACAGUCUCAGCCAAAGAGCCGGAUCCUGCAAACGCUUGUCAGAGCAACUUGCAUGCUCCAGUGGCCUGAGUACGUGACUGAAUUAAUCACGUGCAGGGGAGUUGGCAGGACUGGGCCCCAAGACUGUGCGUAAAAGCUGCACACUUAAUGAGGAACAGAAAGGGAUCACCUCCUACACGCUAUGUGCAGUCCAGAGGAGCUGGCCUUGCCAUGGGAACAUUAACUCCCCGUUUCCUGGCUCCCUAUUCGGCUUUCGCCAAUCCAGAGGACGCCCUGAGGAACGGAGGGCUGCAGUACUGUCGAGAGGACCCAGAUGUGGAGCGAUGCCGCAGGGCCCAUCGCAAUGACAUGGAGAACAUUUUCCCCUUCCUCUUCCUUGGGGCCAUCUACUCCCUGCUGGACCCCAAUCCCACCGUGGCAAGGAUCCACUUCCUGAUCUUCUGCGUGGGACGGAUAGUUCACACCGUGGCAUACCUCCUGCAGCUGAAAGCUCCCACACGCUCGGUGGCCUACAGCGUGGCACAGCUGCCCUGCUUCUCCAUGGCGCUGCAGAUUCUCUUCGCGGUCAUCACACACUGGUAACGUUAAAGAUAACCCGCCGCUGCUGGUGCUGCAACGUGGAUUAGAAAGACCCGCCUUUGCUGCUUUCCCAAGAGAAGGACUCAUUCUGCUGUGGCUUCAGUGUCGGCAUCUCCCAGCUGGGUGGAGCUCAGGGCUCUGGGAAAUCCCCUCUGGGUGUGUGCAAGGCCCUGUUUCCAGGAGCAGGCUGCAGAGGUGGAAGGAUGUGCUCCUCGCAGCUGGGUGCUCGUGCAUUAAGCGCUCAGUAAUGCCACAGCAUUAGUACCACAGCAAUAACAUUGUGGUGUCUUCCAGUCUUCUCGCUGGUGACCUGGGGGGAGGGAAUGAUGCCACGUUAAGAGCACAACUAAACCAGGAAGUGGUGAAGACUCUCUAAGCAGCCUGGCCCCAUUGCUCUGAGGAGAGAAAAGCGGGAGACCCUUGGUCCCCCUAACUCACUUUGAUGGGAGUGUGUACGGUGACCAGAGAGGAUGUCCCAUCUCCUCUCUUCAGCAAGAAUACCUGGCGAUGUAGCGAAAAAGCUAAAGUAGGAACACACUGAGUCUUUGUAUAAAACAAACCCCUGCCCCCAAAAUCUCAUUUUUACUCUUUGAUUAGAGAGUCCUGACUCUUCUUUUGUUCGUUUGUUGUUGGUUUUUAACCUCCUACCCAGGAAGGAAACAAGUUGGUGGUGCAGCAUCUGAUACUGCCGGGCACAUCUCUGCUAGGAAACAGAACCCAAAGGGUUAAAUCUUUCAGAGGGUGGCAGGAAAAACACAGAGGGAAACAGAACUAGUGCAGAUCCCCCUUCCAAACCCAAAUUACAUCAUCAGUCCAAAGAGGCAGCUCCCCUCUGGGCCCCGGAGGUCAAGAUUUCACUUGACUGUCAACUCCAGAGCAGACAGCUCCAUUUGCUUUUGGAGUGAGAAGCGAGAGUUGGCUCCAGGCACAUCAGGCCAUCUCCAGACUCCAUCCUGGAAAGAGCAUUGAGCUCAAAAGAAGGUCGGGGUGCUCAGCACAGAUCUGGGCCUUUUCCAUUUCCUACAGGUACCUACAGGGGCGGCCCUAUGUUUUUUGCCGCCCCAAGUAUGGCAGUCAGGUGGCCUUCGGCAGCAUGCCUAUGGGCGGUCCGCAGUCACGCAGCUUCAGCGGCGUUUCUGCAGGUGAUCUGCCGGUCCCAAGGCUUCGACGUAUCUGCCGCCAUAUUGCCGCCGAAACUGCGGGACCACCGGACCUCCCCCAGGCAUGCCACUGAAGGCUGCCUGACUGCCGCCCUCACAGCGACCGGCAGGCCACCCCCCAUGGCUUGCCACCCCCCGCAGCUUGCCGCCCCAGGCACGCGCUUGCUGCGCAGGUGCCUGGAGCAUCCCCUGGGUACCUAGAUGUUCUGUCAUUUCUACAUAGCGUCAUAUGAGAUGUAGGGCUGAAUGGAAGACCACAAACCUAUGUAUGUUACACUGUUCCCCUCUUGUGCUUCCUUGGAGUUAUGAAGUAUAUAUUCAUAGUAAAAUGAAUACUAUGUAUUCCUCUUCUCUACCAUUCCUUAUGCCUCUGUGUAUACAUCUGUGAGCCAGGCAGAAUACCACCUCAUGCCUCUGUUCGGAGGCAAAGUCCUUUGACGUGCUUGGAUAAAAAGGGCUAUUAAAGCAUAUAACACAUGGAGGCAGAAGCAGUGCUUGUCUGGGUGAUCUCUUGGCCCCUCCUAACUUCUCCCUGGUACAAGGUUGCCUUCUUAAAGGAGCGCUCUUCCCACCAUGCCUUGCUGGAGCUGGCCCUUUAAAUUUGGCAGAGCCACGGAGCUGCAGCCCUAAAGCAGCCAUGUUUGGUGAGUGGCUGCAUCUCCUGCCUUCCUUCCUAGCUGGUGAGUCUCUCUCUCCUGUUCAGUUUUCUCUUGCUCGUGAGGAUGGGCCAUUCUCGCCAAGUGCAUGAUGAUGUUACCCUAGGAAAUAAUGUUAGUCCUCUUCCUGCUCACCUCCCAUGACAACCAAGGAGUUAAUUACAUGGCCAGGAAGGGCAAAUUGGAGCAGGAGCUGGAACCCUGGUAGGCCAGAGAAGUUCAGGUAGGGGACGAUUGCUCUCCCUUGCUGCAUUGGGAGCUUGGGGUGGGGGCGGCAACAGACCUCCUUGAUUCAGUCUGAAUUUUGUGGUUAGGAGUUUUCCCUCCUUGUAAGUGAAGAUGAGCUAAAGUAUUUAUUCCACCCCCUUUUUUUUAGAAAGACGGGGAACUGGUGCGGUUCUAAAUCAUUCUGGGUUUUGCCCUAUUUCAGGGCCCAUUUAUCUGACUCCUGUUCUCUCCAACCCUGCCUCUGCCUUCAAAGUGUGUGUGUGUGAGGGGAAGAGCUGGGUAAAAUGGGACCUUGACCUGACCCAUUGUUGCUGUUUUGGGGGGGGGGUAGUGCUAGGAUCUAUUUUGGGGGGGAGGGGGAGGGGGAGCACAGAAAAAUCCAGUUUGCAGAGCUGCUAGCUCUCGACUUUCACUGAGAGUCUUGUGAUGUUUGUCCCUCAUAAAGUCUUCUUUCCUGGAAUCAUGAUCACAUGACUCCAGGAAUCUUGGCUUUCUUUAAAAAACAAACAGUUCAUUUCCUGGCCUGAGGGUUACAGAGAGAAACUUGGAAAAGUGAACUGUAAAAACUGGGCCCGGGGGGAGGGGGCGGCACAAGGCAAAUAAAUAAAUAAAUAAAAA
This is a messenger RNA of Chrysemys picta bellii (western painted turtle), 5542 nucleotides long. RefSeq names its product prostaglandin E synthase (gene PTGES). Gene Ontology annotation, cellular component: membrane. Gene Ontology annotation, molecular function: prostaglandin-E synthase activity. The record is from RefSeq and is a predicted model, not a curated record. NCBI's taxonomy places the organism in Eukaryota, Metazoa, Chordata, Testudines, Emydidae. Gene Ontology annotation, biological process: prostaglandin biosynthetic process.